Molecule: messenger RNA, 2822 nt
Organism: Aplysia californica (California sea hare)
Lineage: Eukaryota; Metazoa; Mollusca; Gastropoda; Aplysiida; Aplysiidae
Product: kelch domain-containing protein 9
Exons: 2
Coding region: 118-1155 (345 amino acids)
Molecular function (GO): cyclin binding
Source: RefSeq, a predicted model, not a curated record
GCAGAGCGGGCUGGCGAGAAGAGAUGGCGUCCCUCGCAACAAAGAGUAAUGGACGCUGAACGAAAACCUAAUUGAAGAGUUUUCUCUGUUUUUCCAAAUACAACAGUGACGUCCGCAAUGGCUACGGCUAGAAAAACUUCAAGGAAAUCAUCAACUACAUCUAUAUCAUCGUCAGUCGGACCAACUGUUAGUUUGGAAUGGGAGCCAGUUGUACCGUUAGGUCCAAGAGCGGCCUUUCAUAUCGGGGCUGUGAUCAGAGGGGCCCUAUAUGUCCAUGGAGGGAUUUUAGAAAGUGGGUCAACAAAACCAUCAAAUCAACUCUUCAGAAUGGACCUCACAUCAACGAUGUGGGCUGAGCUCCGAACCCCCGGCAGUCCGGCUCUAAGCCACCACGCAGCCGUUGUCUCAGAGGACAGGUAUCUGAUCCUUAUUGGUGGCUGGGAUGGAAAGAGGAGGACGGCUGAUGUCAAUGUUUUCGACGCUCAAGAAGACAAAUGGUUGAAGAUGGAGCACACUGGCUUCCCUGAAGGUGCUGGGCUGAGCUCACAUACGGCCUGCCAGCUGAUCAAUGGGGACGUUAUCAUCGUAGGCAGAGAGGGAAGCCUCAGGAUACAGAAAAAACAUGGCAAUGUUUUCAUCUUGAGUGGGAAUGUUCUGUCUGGGGCAUUCAGGUACAGAGAGUAUAGCAGAGAAGCAACGUCAAGGUCAGGACACACGGCCGACAUUGUUGGAAAUGAAAUAUUUAUUAUCGGCGGGAGGGAUGACAAAUUGUUGGAAAAGGCUCAGGGUUUUAAGGGAACAGCAAGGAAUCAAUGUAGUGUUAUCUCCAAAAUUUUAGAAACAUUGCAUGGCAGACUACAAUCUCCCAUGUCAAAACUUCCGUGUGGAAGAAAAAAUCAUAUAACAGCAGCAGGGGGGAAUUGCUUGCUGGUCCACGGUGGUGAAACGUUCGAUGGUCGAAGCCGUGAGCCUGUCGGUGAAAUGUUUCUGAUUUCCCUCAAGUCACCAACUGUGUUCUACAAGCUCAACACGUCUGUCGUGGGCAGGGCCGGGCAUGUUUGUUUUGUCUUGCCCAAUAAAGUUUUGUUCCAUGGGGGUCUCAGUGGGAAGUCAACAGUGCUGGCUGAUUUGUACCAGCUGAAGAUUAUGGCUUAAGGGGAAAGAUUGUUCGCACUUGGAGGAUAUAAUGUAUAUUGUAAAACAUGCUACUGAAUGGGUUCAUUUUCAGGUCACAGGGGUGAUCAUCCAAGCCUUUCCUUCUUGAACUGUUCAAGACGUGUACAUCUGAGCUCCUUUGCGUCGACUGCUAGAUAUACACCAUGUAUGUCGAGUCAUGCAUUUGAUCCAUUGAAGGGUGUGUAAGGGCAGUCACAUUCAGGUGUGUGCUCCGGCCCAUCACGUUAAAGAUAGUAGGAGGAAGACUUGUCUCCCUCGAAUGCCUCAAUUUAUGGAAUGGAAAAUGAAAUUAAACCCGUUGGAAUAGGAGAAAAAUCAAUCCAUGCCACAAGAUAUUACUGUAAACUGAUAUUAAAUAUUCAAUGUACCCUAUAUUUUGUAAGAUCUUACAGUUGGCACAUUUCUGUCUUUCAUUCUAAAGUCAAGCUUGAGACUGGAAGAAUUUCACUGGUUUAAGUAUUUUACUGAAAUGUGCUCUUGUAUUAAGGUGUGUCAGACAGUAGAGUCUGUUCAAACUCUGGUUUAGCUGUACUCUCAGUUUAGAGAGAUUACUCAAAUGGCAAAGAAAAAAAUUAGGGGAACUACUUUCUUUCAGUUUCCCCCUAAGUUAUGAUGAACUGUGUUCUUUAAGCUUUUUAAGUGGACUUCACAUAUCUUAAGAGAGUGAGACAUAGACAGACAAAUGGACUGAAAGUAUUUAUAUUUUACAGUUGACCAAAAGGAACUGCUCAUACCUUGAUGUGUAGACUGCACUUUUGGAGCUCAUUUUUGUAUUUAAAUGAAGAGGUAAACUUAUCUGAAUCUCAUCCUCCUGGAGUCUGUGCUGCAGUAUGUAAUGUAACACGUGUAGUACAGUACGAGUUUCCCUGUCAGUUACUGUAGGUAGAGAUGAAAUGUUGUUUGUAGUGCAAAGAAUUGCUUUAACCCCUUCACUGCCAGCCACAACACUCUUGAACUAUUAGGUGGAGUUACAGAGCAGGACUGGCAGUGAAAGGGUUAAAUAGUUUGUUUUAUUAAAGAAGAUUUUGUCUUUCAGCCUACUCAUCUUCUAUUCAUGAUUGCUUUUACAUCUGACAGUUAAUCUUUGUACAUGGCCAUCCCACUUUAGGGCAAUUUUUUGUGUGACAGAAAUGAUUGGUAGUGUUUGAUGCACCCCAUUGACACAACUCAGUUGGGUAGAAUUAUCAUUUCUAUCAUUUCAGUCAGACGUGGGGGCUUCAACCCUGCCCCCCCCCCAACCCCCAGGAUACAACAUCCUAGGAGAUGGAGGUGGAGAAAGUCAAAUAUUUGUUAAUUCCCAAGCGUUGAACCCAUGUCUUUUGUGUGCAGUGGCAAUGAGCCUUACCAUUGCACCACAGAAAUACCAACUGAGUUGUUGUCUGUAGUGAAAGGUAUUGUGUCAUAGAUUAUGUUUUGUAAGUUUUGUCUUUCAGCACACUCGGGUCUUCCAUUCAUGAUGUUGUUUUGUUUGUUUGUUUGUUUGAGUAAAGAGAAGCAAAUCAACUGAAAAAUGGUCAUUUAAUGGUGUCUUUUUUUUAGUUUUCACAUUGUGUUUAGAUGAUUUGAUGUCAUUUUCUUUCUCCUUACAUGGCUGUUGCUGUGAAAAAAGGGUUGUUUUUUAAAUAAUAAACUUAUAAACUACUGAA